AUGACAGAAAACAGAGUAUUCCCUUUAUUCUCGUUACCAUAUCUUGCUCUGAAUGAUGUUAUAAUUUCACUAGAUGUUUUGAGCCGAAUGAAUCUCUCAAUUUGUUCAAAACGAUCCAAAAGGAUAUCUUGUGCAUACACAAUACCGGAGCUCCAAUUAUCAUUAAUUCUCUGUGAGGAUUCAAAAAGUAUUAUUGAGGUGAUAGUAACCGAUCAACGAGAAGACGUAGACGUUCCCCUGGUGGAACAUGUGUGGAAUAUGAUUCCAACUGAUAUCAAAGAAGAUUUUGGGAAAGUAAUCGAAAUCUCGAAACUCGAAUGGGAAUUCUAUCACGAUCCAUCUGUGAACUUAACUGGAAUUCUAUGCAACAGACUCUUGGAAUUCUACGGUUGGAGUUCAUGGGAAGAAGUUGUAUUUCAAAAAAAUAUUGAGCAAUCCGACUUCGACAAAUUCCCAGUUUUGUUACCUAGUGCUGGAACGAUUUCAUUCGACAAGGAACAGGUGACAAGAGCGGAAUUAGAUACACUCUUCAUGAAACAUGGAAAUAUUCAAUUGAUUAAUCUUGAUUGCCGAUAUCCAGAAGGAUAUGGGAUGUGGUGUGCUAGAACUGUGGGAUUCUUUCGUGCUCCACAAAACAUAGAAGAUAUUUUAAAAAUGGAUUGCGAAAAAGUUGACUGUACAUUGUCGGGGUAUAAAAAUUCAGAUGUGAAUCGAUUUCUGAAACAUUGGCUCCAAUCAACUAACUGCGGAAACCACAAAUACUUGAAACGAGAGAUUCGACUAUGUAACGUUGAAAAUGAUUCGAAUAUGUUGGAGGAUCUUCCAGUUACCCCAUGGAAUCCAAAACAGAGAGGUCAAUUCUUCCAUUUCCGAAAUCCCCACUUCGACGCUGCCAUUGAUUGCUCAAAGGGUUUUGAUCUGUUGAGAGACGAUGGAGUUCUGGCAACUUUCAUUUCUGAUGAAGAUGAAUUCAUCUUCAAUAUUUGGAACGAGAGAUUCCCAGAUAUUCCAAAGGAAGAUUUUCCUCCGAAUUCUGUAUUUUAUUGA
This is a messenger RNA of Caenorhabditis remanei, 1047 nucleotides long. RefSeq lists its product as uncharacterized. The transcript has 3 exons. The coding region runs from base 1 to 1047 and encodes 348 amino acids. The record is from RefSeq and is a predicted model, not a curated record. NCBI's taxonomy places the organism in Eukaryota, Metazoa, Nematoda, Chromadorea, Rhabditida, Rhabditidae.